AAAUCAUAACAUCGCCGCCGAUCAUUGCGAAACGUUGUAAACAAAUAAUACCACAAAACUCGUGGUUCGUAACGUUUUCAGCCGGGGACUACGAAUUACGUGAUCAUCAGGUCCGGCAUGACGAGCAACAGCUUACACAUGCUGCAACGUAUAUUUCCCCGCUGGCGAAGUGCACAAACAUCGCUCUGCCGAACGAUAGUGAACGAUGCCGUAGCAACUAAACCCAAAACACCACGUGUUAGGAAACCUAAGGCACCUGCAGCAGCAUCGGCAGCAGCAAACAGCACCACCACAGCCGAUACUGCCAUACCGAAACAUGUGCUUGAAUACUUUCAAACCACACCCGGCAUGGAUGCGUCCGUGCUGAAACAAUUCCCUCCCUCGAUCCUACGCAAAAGCUCCCUCAGUACCGAACGCUUUUACCUCGCAAAUCGCACGACGGCCGCCCGCAUCGCCGAUGUGCUGACACAAGACCUUCCGGCCGAUCGGUUGCUGGUGGAGGUAAAUCCCGGCCCAGGUCUGCUGACCGAACAGCUCGUGCAGCGCAACGUGCACAACCUGCGCCUGUACGAAACGGAUGCAUCGUUCGAAGCGCGACUAAACGCCACAUUCAACCUGCCAAAGGAUGCACUCCGGAUAGGAGAUUUCAACGGGCUGUGGCGAUUGUCGUACCUGGACGGGUUCGACAAUGGGCAGCGGGUGUGCGGCAUGCUGAGCGGCAUUCCGCACAGAAAGUGGCAGGAAGAGGUCAGCUUUCGGCUGUUUUCGGUCAUCGGCACCGUCAAGUAUCUGCGCUAUCUGAUGAACUCGAUCACGCUGCAGUCGGAAUUCUUUUCGCUCGGCCGGUAUGAAAUGUUUCUCGUAAUGUCUCCGCUACUUUUCUCGCACAUUGCCUCCACCAAAGAUGCCGGCUACAAGCUGUACCGCGGCGGUACGAUAGUGUUUCAGCUGUACUUCGAGCACGAGUUCCUGGGCAAGGUGCCGAGCAAACACUUCCUUCCCUGGUGUACGACCGGCGGCACCAAGAAGCUUCGCACGCUGCACAAGCAACUCAUCGAGGACGGUGCGGAAGAGUGGUAUCUGGUGAGGAUCGUACCGCGCCGCAACCUGUUCGACCAUCUGCUGCCCGACAAUCUGGGCCUGUUUGCGUCGUUUGUAACGCAGCAUUACGUAAGCAGGCGAAACCGCAUCAUCCCGUCGCUAGAACACUGGAUACCGCACUGUGGAGCACGCCUAAUACUAAACUCGAACUACACGCGCAAAUCGUCGUCGAAAAAGGACCCCACUCGCGGUGUGCUACCCAGCCAGCUGUUAAAAUCGGUCCCCCUGUCCUCGAACGACUAUGUGGACAAUUUUAACAUUUUCACCGAAUUCGGUGAGCUCACGCCGGCGCAGGUGCUGACACUGUUCAACGAGUUCAUCAACUGGUCCGAGUUUCACCAGUCCCCGUUCAUGCAGGCGGUCGAAAGCCAGAAGCACAAGCAGCAGCGCUUCGCACGGUCCCUCGACGACGACGAGUCGGCCGACGAACCGGGCGAAGUGCAGCGAGCGAAAAGCAAGAAAAGUACUGACACACUUUAGAAACACACUA
Messenger RNA from Anopheles merus, 1591 nucleotides. RefSeq names its product dimethyladenosine transferase 2, mitochondrial (gene mtTFB2). Lineage: Eukaryota; Metazoa; Arthropoda; Insecta; Diptera; Culicidae. The record is from RefSeq and is a predicted model, not a curated record. Gene Ontology annotation, molecular function: rRNA (adenine-N6,N6-)-dimethyltransferase activity; mitochondrial transcription factor activity. The transcript is spliced from 3 exons. Gene Ontology annotation, cellular component: mitochondrial matrix. Gene Ontology annotation, biological process: transcription initiation at mitochondrial promoter; rRNA methylation. The coding region runs from base 118 to 1581 and encodes 487 amino acids.